AUGAAGGCUCUAGCAAUUUGGAGCAAGCUUUACAAAGCAAGUUAUCAUUUGAUGAAAAUCGCUAGCAGCUUUAGACGUGGCAGAGGAAAUCAUGGUGGAUACAGAGGUAGCUACAGCUCUCGAGGCAGAUUCAAUGUUCGAGAUAGUCGUGGUGGACGUGGACAAUCAAAUAGAGGACUUGAUGAUGAUGCAGUAGCAUAUGGACGUGGUCAAGCCCCUAAAGUUGCGGAGAGAAGUCAUUAUACUGCAAAUGAAGAGAAAACUGAUGAACCGGCUAUGCUGUCCACUUACAAAGGCGGGGAAGAUAGUGGAAAAGAUGUCUGGUACCUCGAUACUGGAGCAAGUAAUCAUAUGAGUGGAAACAAGGAGUUAUUCACAGAGUUGAAUGAGAACGUUCAAGGAGAAGUUACUUUUGGAGAUUUAUCAAAAGGUCCAGUCAAAGACAAAGGGAAGAUUAUGAAUUUUACAAAGAAUGGUGAUAGAAAAUACAUUUAUGAUGUUUUUUAUAUCCCAUCUUUAAAAAGCAAUCUCCUCAGUCUUGGUCAGCUUUUGGAAAAAGGAUACAAUAUACAUUUGAAGAAUAAUUCUCUCAUCAUCAGAACUCAAAAAGGAGAAUUUAUUGUAAAAGUUAAUAUGACAAGAAAUCGUCUAUUCAAGCUGAGUAUCCAGACAUACGCAAUAAAGUGUAUGAAAACCAUUACAAAAGAUAGUUCGUGGUUGUGCAUAUUAGGUUCGGUCAUCUUGAUUCAUUGGUCUGAAGCUGUUAUCAAAAACAAAGAUGGUGAAUGGAUUUCCAUAAAUAAGCCAUCCAGAUCAGUUAUGUGA
This is a messenger RNA of Gastrolobium bilobum, 825 nucleotides long. RefSeq lists its product as uncharacterized. Lineage: Eukaryota; Viridiplantae; Streptophyta; Magnoliopsida; Fabales; Fabaceae. The transcript has 2 exons. The coding region runs from base 1 to 825 and encodes 274 amino acids. The record is from RefSeq and is a predicted model, not a curated record.